GUGAAGGCUUUGCUGGCAGCCUGCAGUCAGGACUUCUCUGUUGGAGGAAAUUACUACUACAAAAUAUCAUCCCGACGCAUCCGUCAAAAGGAGGUACAAAUCAUUCCAUGGGUGAUUUGCGACAGCAACUUUGUGCGCUGUCCCUCCUACCAGCUGGACCCUGCCAAGACUGUGUUUGUGGGGGCGCUGCAUGGCAUGCUGAGUGCUGAGGGCUUGGCCAGCAUCAUGAAUGAUCUCUUUGGUGGUGUUGUCUACUGUGGCAUUGACACGGACAAGUACAAAUAUCCUAUUGGCUCAGGGAGAGUGACAUUCAACAAUGAGAACUCGUACAAAAAGGCAGUGCGGGCAGCAUUCAUUGAGAUCAAGACUCCAAAGUUCACAAAGAAGGUGCAAGUGGACCCAUACCUGGCCGACUCUUUCUGCCAGGUGUGUGGCAUGCAGCAAGGGCCAUACUUCUGCCGGGAGGAAGUGUGCUUCAAGUAUUACUGUCGGGGCUGCUGGCAGGAUGCACACCCCAUGGAGGGGCAUGGAGGCCACAAGCCCAUCAUGAGAAACUCCAAGCUGCGCACACAGACCAACAGUAACUACCUCAUCUAGGCAGUACAGCGUGUUGUGUUGAAGAUGGCUGGCCCUUUUUCUUUACACAUUGUAACUUUUUGGUGUUGUCAUUGUGUGCACUGCUGCUGGGAAAAUGAACCUUAUCAUGGUAACUUUUCAGUGAUGAGUGUGGGUUAUGGUGGAAAGUUAAAGUAAUGUUUUAUGAAAAUCUUCAUAAUCACUUCCCCACUCAUUGGUCUGCUGAUUCCACGUUUUAUGUUGUAUAUGACGCAUUAAGCAGUGUUCUUGUUGUUUUAUCUUACUGGGGUGAAUGGAAGGCCCAAAAUUAAUUAUAUUUUAUCUUGAGCCUCCAUUUUAGUUUUGUGCUACAGAGUUAUUUAAUUUUGUUUAUAUUUUGUGUCAACACAAAACUGUUAGCUAUUCUAAUUUUAGUUUAGAUGUCUUUAGUUUCAUUCUAUUGUAAUUGUAAUAUGUCCCCAUAAAAUUUUAUUGCAGCUUCGGUUUACUUUACGUGGAAGGCUGGUAUUGUUUGGGAGGUGGCUUAGUGUGUGGACUCUGUAAUUUACAGAAAACAGUUAAGUUGAUAAGGCUUAUCCAACUUAACAUGGUGGGUUCAACAGUUUUGGCCCUGUAAUAUUACUGAACAUUUUAUAUGAACAUGAAUGGCAGAAAGCCUGUCUUUGAAGCACAUUGGAUUUUACACAUUUUAGAAUUCUUGUGGUAGUCUCUGGGAGGUGGUGGGUGAGAUUCUUUUAUUGUUUGGUAUGGUAAAAAGUGCAUUUUACUGUUCAUUGUUGGGUUUUCACCAAGCAAAGAAGUCUUACAACUUGAAUUAGGCAUCACUGCCAAGAGAGAUGAGUUAUUUUAGUUUUUGUUCAGUGAUUAGAUCAGAUUUUAACAAUUUAGAAUUUUCAUGACCUAAAUUUGCUGUUUCUGCAAGAUUUUACUUAAUUAAUGUUUUGAAAUAACAGGAGUGCAGUCAGACUGCAGAAAAUUUUAUCAGUGUCUGAUUAUAUUAUUUGACUCCAUUGAAAGAAGUUUGGUAAUUUGUUUAUGUUGGUGGUUUGUUUACAUGGAAUUUCAUAGUUAUCAUGUUUUGGAAUUGUUUUGUAUGUUUAAAAGAUUUGUUACUUGAGUUUUGGGAAUGCAAUGUGAAACUGCA
This is a messenger RNA of Eriocheir sinensis (Chinese mitten crab), 1720 nucleotides long. Its product is annotated as cytoplasmic polyadenylation element-binding protein 1-like. The record is from RefSeq and is a predicted model, not a curated record. NCBI's taxonomy places the organism in Eukaryota, Metazoa, Arthropoda, Malacostraca, Decapoda, Varunidae. Gene Ontology annotation, cellular component: synapse; cytoplasm; neuron projection. Gene Ontology annotation, molecular function: ribosome binding; translation factor activity, RNA binding; mRNA regulatory element binding translation repressor activity. Gene Ontology annotation, biological process: negative regulation of cytoplasmic translation.